Messenger RNA from Olea europaea var. sylvestris, 1809 nucleotides. RefSeq names its product F-box/kelch-repeat protein At1g74510-like. Gene Ontology annotation, molecular function: protein binding. NCBI's taxonomy places the organism in Eukaryota, Viridiplantae, Streptophyta, Magnoliopsida, Lamiales, Oleaceae. The record is from RefSeq and is a predicted model, not a curated record. Bases 270 to 1577 code for a protein of 435 amino acids. The transcript has 2 exons. Gene Ontology annotation, cellular component: nucleus.
AGUCCAUUUCAGUAUAACCCACAAUGCCAGAACCAAAAAAUUCUUAGAGAGAGCAAUAAGAAAUCCAGAUGGAAAAGAACUAGCCACUGAAGAAUACAUGCAUAUAUAUUAAAUACCCGCAAAUACAAGUGUUUAUAUAUAUAUAUUUUAUGUAGCAUCAUCAGUCAAGUGAUAUCCCUUUUACAAUCUAAGGGACACAGCUUUUAUUUGGCUAGUCGGUAUCUCUCCCUGGAUAUAUUAUUCUUUAAUAUAUUGACGUACUUGUCGCCAUGUUGGAGGGUCCAUCAUUUCUCGUUGCACGGGAUUUGCCUAGUGCCUAUGAGCAAGAGAGCAAGUGGAUUUAUAAUACUUAUAAUGUCAUCGAACUGUCGAAGGGAAAGCGCCGUUUAGAGGAUGCAGAAGAGAUUGGGUCAACAAAGUCAUCCAAGCCUCUAGAUCCUGUAGAGAAGGAAGAUUCCAUUUUGAGUCAGCCAUCAGAUAAUCAGGGCACUGAAGGGGAUCAUACGGGUUCGGGUUCGGGUUCACUCAUCGGCCAAGUCGGCAAAGACCUUUCGAUCAGUUGUCUGAUUCGUUGCUCGAGGGCUGAUUAUGGAUCCAUUGCCUCGUUGAAUCGGGACUUUAGAUCUCUAAUUCGUAGUGGGGAGCUUUACAGGUUGAGGAGGCAUAUGGGUAUCACUGAACAUUGGGUUUACUUCUCGUGCAGCCUUCUUGAGUGGGAGGCCUUUGAUCCGAUCCACCGCAGAUGGAUGCAUUUGCCUAGGAUGAUGUCAAAUGACUGCUUCAUGUGCUCUGAUAAGGAAUCAUUGGCUGUAGGUACGGAACUUCUUGUAUUUGGAAAGGAAAUAUUGUCAUAUGUUACCUAUAAAUACAGCAUAUUGACCAACUCAUGGUCACCUGGCGUGAAGACAAACACACCUCGAUGCCUCUUUGGUUCUGCUAGUCUUGGGGAAAUUGCAAUUGUGGCUGGUGGUUGUGAUUCACAGGGAAAUAUACUGAGCUCAGCCGAGCUAUAUAAUUCUGAGACAGGAACUUGGGUAAUCCUCCCGAGCAUGAAUAAAGCAAGGAAAUUAUGUUCAGGGGUAUUUAUGGAAGGGAAAUUUUAUGUUGUUGGAGGGGUUGGAGUUGGUAGUUCGGGCAUGCUCACUAGUGGGGAGGUUUAUGAUCUGAAAACAAGGACUUGGCACGAGAUUCCUGAUAUGUUCCCAGCACUCAACGGAGGGUCGGAGGACAAUAAUACGCCUGCAACAUCCAAGGCUCCACCUUUGCUUGCUGUCGUUAAGAAUGAGUUAUAUGCAGCUUAUUAUGCCAGAAUGGAAGUAUUGAAGUAUGACAAAAAGAGGAACUUGUGGGAUACUAUUGGCAAAUUGCCUGAGCAGGCAAGCUCAAUGAACGGCUGGGGACUAGCAUUUCGGUCUUGUGGAGACCAGCUUAUUGUAAUUGGUGGGCCAAGAUCCUAUCAUCGAGGGUUCAUUGAGAUCAAUUCUUGGGAUCCUGAUGAUGGUCCUCCCCGUUGGAACUUGCUGGGCCACAAACAAUCUGGAAGUUUUGUCUAUAACUGUGCUGUUAUGAGUUGCUGAAGUAUCUGGUUCCAAAUAUGGAUUUACAGAAAUUCCAAACUUUGUUUUAUUCUCUUAGUUUGUUUCAAUUUGUGUCUGCACCAACUUUUUUAGUUAAGCAAAAAAAUACAGCUUCAAUAAUUGGGAAGGGUUGGGUAUAGUUUGCAAUUUGGUAAGGAAAUUGCUAUACUUAUACAAGAACAUAAAUGAAAUUUGUGUUGCAAACUGUUAAUUCUCUUGUCCUUUAUUUUUC